Molecule: messenger RNA, 495 nt
Organism: Hibiscus syriacus
Lineage: Eukaryota; Viridiplantae; Streptophyta; Magnoliopsida; Malvales; Malvaceae
Exons: 1
Coding region: 1-495 (164 amino acids)
Source: RefSeq, a predicted model, not a curated record
AUGGGGCUGGUGACGGAUCCGAUUUGCAACAACGGUGAAGAGACUAUUAUUAACGUCUUACGUGACUGCCCUACACGCGUGCAACUUGGGAGUAUAUUCUACACUUACAUAUUAGGAGUAGUUAUUUCUCCACCCCUUUACUUAAUUGGAGGCAUCUGUUUAAGAUACUCAUAUGGAGAUUAUAGAAACAAAGGAAUAACUGUCCUUAAUAGAUACGUCUUGUCAACCAUGGAAAUCAUCCAAUCGGUAAGAGUGUGGACUCAAACGAUUCGGAAUGCUAAGGGUGAACCCCGACGAAGCCAGGCAAAUAGUACCAUGAAGCAUAGAUGGAUGACACCCAGAGAUGGAGCUGUUAAGCUUAAUACCAAUGGGGCUAUGAACCGACAAACGAUGGACGCAACUGGUGGCGAAUUUAUCAGAGAUAGGGCAGGAACUUGGCUAGUAGGGUACCGCCGGAACAUUGGUAAAUGUUCAGCUUUCCAUGCCGAGUUAUGA